Molecule: messenger RNA, 5743 nt
Organism: Corythoichthys intestinalis (scribbled pipefish)
Lineage: Eukaryota; Metazoa; Chordata; Actinopteri; Syngnathiformes; Syngnathidae
Gene: tbc1d25
Product: TBC1 domain family, member 25
Exons: 7
Coding region: 129-2591 (820 amino acids)
Biological process (GO): regulation of autophagosome maturation; activation of GTPase activity
Cellular component (GO): autophagosome
Molecular function (GO): GTPase activator activity
Source: RefSeq, a predicted model, not a curated record
AGGUAAACCGAAGAAGAGCACUAGCGGAGCCACUCGGCUAACCUGAAGAUGUUAUUGAUCUCUGUGAGAGUGUAGAUGGAAGGAUCAUUUCUUAAAGAUCCACUUUGAUCCAAAAAGGAAUUUUUAAGAUGGCAAGCGACGAGGAAAGGGGGGUGGUUCGAGUCAAAGUAAAGAAAUGUGAUGGCUCACUUCCUAUGGAGUUUCGUUCCUUUGCUGUUGAUCCCCAAAUUACAUCAUUGGAGGUGUUGCAGCAUAUUCUAAUCAAAGCCUUUGAUUUGAAUGGUAGGAAGCGGAAUUUCGAGGUCAGUUACAUGUCUCGAGGCGUCAGCGUUGCAGAGAUGUACCUGUCUUUGGUGUCUGAUGGGGAUUUGGAUGCUGCGUUUGCUAGUGCAGCCAAACCAUAUCUACAGCUCAAAAUGGAUGUGAAACCUUCAGAAGACAGCCCUGUUAUGGAGGACUGGGACAUCAUAAGCCCCAAAGAUGUUAUUGGCUCUGAGCAGCUUUUUGCAGAAAGGACUAAAUCUUUGGCAUCUGCAGCACUUCCUUUCACCCAGUCUUUAAUGUCCCAGGUUGGUCGGACGCUAACGCGAGUUCAGCAGGCAUUCAGCUGGUCAUACGGGGAGGAAAUCAAGCCUUUUAAGCCCCCUCUAAGUGAUACAGAGUUUCAUAGUUACCUCAAUGGGCAAGGACAGCUGACACGACCAGAGGAACUAAGGCUACGAAUCUACCAUGGAGGUGUUGAGCCUUCCUUACGAAAGGUUGUCUGGAGAUACCUUCUCAAUGUGUACCCUGAUGGACUAAGUGGUCAGGAAAGAAUGGACUACAUGAAGCGAAAGACGAGAGAAUAUGACCAAUUGAAGAAGGAAUGGACGGCCCACGUCAGUCACGAGGAUCUUGAAUUUAUCCGGGGAAAUGUACUCAAAGACGUCUUAAGGACAGACCGUGCCCAUCCCUACUACGCAGGCUCAGAAGACAGUCCGCAUUUGACUGCUCUCACAGACUUGCUGACUACGUUCGCCAUCACACAUCCACAGAUCUCAUACUGUCAAGGAAUGAGUGAUAUUGCUUCCCCUAUCCUUGCUGUGAUGGACAAUGAAGCGCAUGCCUUCAUUUGCUUUUGUGGCAUUAUGAAACGCUUGGAGGGGAACUUCCGGCCUGAUGGACAGCUCAUGUCUAUUAAAUUCCAACAUCUCAAAUUACUUCUGCAGUACUCAGAUUACGAAUUCUACUCUUACCUGCUUUCCCGAGGAGCUGAUGACCUUUUCUUUUGUUACCGCUGGUUACUUCUGGAGCUCAAACGAGAAUUUGCCUUUGACGAUGCUUUACGGAUGCUAGAAGUGACUUGGAGUUCCCUCCCUCCUGACCCUCCUGAAACUGAAGUGGAGCUCCUUGGACCACCAGUACAGUCUGACAAAACACGUUUCAAAGACAGGGAAAGCGUCCUCGGGCGUGACUGGGAAAUAAAGGAGAAGCAGCGUCGACAGCAUAUGCUUCGACCAUCAAGAGAAGAACAUCAGGUCAGUUGGAAUACUGUCAGUGAAGACAAAACCGGACCUGGAAAUGAUAGAGCAAUUGUGGGCAAGGCAAGUUUGGUGACUCCUUCAAUCGAGGACAGUUUUGGCGAAUUUAAAUAUUAUACUGCCCAAAAUGAAGAUUCAUUGAAUAUUAAACAGCAACAGGGUUUGACUGAUGGUACAUCAUCACGUCAUCCAACUCGUCAGUCCACCACCGAUAGUGAGGAGGAUCUUGGAGAAAGAACGCCGCUUAUAAAAUGCAAAGAAUUUUCCCCAGAAUCUCCAAUUUCUAAGAAUGACACUGUAAAUCAUUCCUCUUCAGCCUUACCUUCCAGUUGGUCAACGGCGAUUCCUGACUCUCCACCGCAAACAUCAUUCAGUUUCACAAGCAGUGGAAGAGAGGCCUUAUCAAGAACUGUCCCAAAAGUAAUCACAUCUUCUGCGCAAUUGCUCAGAAGUACAGGGUUGAAUUUGACAAACCCCUCUGUAAAACAAUGUGCUACAUCUCACACGCAUACGAAUCGAUCUUUUCUCUCGUCACCAAUUUUGCCUUUUGGAAGAGGUCCUUCACAGUCUUCUCCUAUCAACAAACCCUCAAUCACCACUUCUACUAACAUGGACUGUUCCCCCAAAGUGGAGACCGCCAUCAAACCGUGUUCUCUCCCUCCUCCCCAAGAGUUCGGAAAAGGCAAUCCCUUCAUGCUAUUUUUGUGCCUGUCCAUCUUGCUGGAACACCGGGACCACAUCAUCAAGAACAGCCUGGAUUACAAUGAGCUCGCCAUGCACUUUGACCGCCUAGUGCGCCGCCACAACCUCAGCAGGAUCCUGCAGCGAGCAAAAGCCUUAUUUGCAGACUACUUGCAGAGUGAAGUGUGGGAAUCCGAGGAAGGGGACGAGGUUAGCUCUGAUUCGCCCACAUCAACCGCUGCUCAAUACUCCCCAUCUUUAACCAUCGCCGCUCGUCCUAUUUAUAGCCCUUUAUCAUCCCCUCAGACGACAACUCGGAACUCAACCUAUAACCUUGCGACGACCAUUCCCUCGCCAACAACUGAAGUUUCCCUUUCCCAUAUAUCGUGAUUUGCACAAGUGCGUGGACUAUUUUAGACAGGCUCCCAUGUUGAAUUGAACAUUAAAGUAUCUGGUUGCUUGACUACAUACAAUAUAUGAAUUAUUACCGUACUGAUCAUAACAUGUUUUACUUGGAGGUAUGGAAGAAAUGAAUAGAGCUUUUUGUUAGUGAUGCACUGAUACCAUUUUUUGGCUCACAUUACAGAUUCCCAGACCCGGGCUGUGUGAUAUUGGUCAAAGCUGAUAAUGGUCUGAUACCAUGUUUUUUGAAAAAAUGUUUUUAAAUAUGUUUGUUUUAAUAUUAAAUCACUGAACUUGACUGAAAAGUAAUCGCUACCAUGGUUUGUUUGGACACUGCUUAGCUCAUUGUCUGCCAUUAACAGUGCUAGAUGUCCAAUCUAUUUGAAUCAGGAGGGUUGACAGCGAAUGAACAAAUUUGCUGCUAUAUUUCCACUUCAAAUGGAUUGAACUGGUGGGAGGGUGCGUUUGAGCCAAAGGAAGAACAAAUUUUGAAGUCGUCUACCAUUGCCAACCCGAAUCUGUUUCAUCAUUGCUGGUGGCCAUCUUGGGUAGGGCGACCAGCUAUUGCAAACUAUACCUCUAAAUUAGUUAUUUAAUUAAAUAAGUUAUUUCUUGGUACUCCCCCAUACCGAUGACAUUAUUUUAGUGUCGUAUCGGUACCGAUACUGGUAUCAGUGCAACACUACUUUUCGCGCAUCCUUCGAAGUUGACGAUGCAUGCUGUACACCGAUAUUUUUCCCAUUUUUUUUAACAGUAUGACUGUAUAAUAUGUCCCAAAUAAUGCAACUCUUUGCUAGCUCCUUAACUCGUUAGGUGCCAUUGACGACAGAACGCAAUGGCUGCAAAUAUGUUAAUUCAUAUAACCCAUGUGGCCACCUUUAUUCAAUGAUAUGUAACUUGUAGUUAUAUCUAGACAGUCUUAAAGGGAAAGACACCACCUUUAUGUGAAACUGUUGUCCAAAGUAUUUGAGACUGUAAAUGUCAAAUUUCUUAGACCUCUGUCAAUGGAGAAAAUCAUGUUGUAAUUAACACCCAAAAAUGACACCGCUUAGUAGCACUUUUUAACGAGCAUUCUUGUGAUGUCAGUUAUACCCACACACAUUCUCAAGCGCAGGCGUGUGUUAUAAUGGGUAUUAAUGACAUCAUGAGGAAGGGCGGGCAAUCUGGGAUACUCCUGUUUAAUUGACCAAAAUAGAACCGGCAUUGAUAAGAUGGCUGCCGCCCCUUACGAUGGCUUUUCUUAAAAUUUUUCUCCGUGAUUAACCAUCAGAAUUCCCCCCCCCCCCCCCCCCCCAAUUUAUUCAACUAGAUUCUUUCCAUUUGAUGCACAUGAAAAGGUGAUGUCUGUCCUUUUAAGACACAUUUACCCGCCAGUCUCGUAAUAAACUAAUUUAGUUACUCUGAAAAUAACCAGAGACUGUAUAUAUGGAAUAGCCAUCCCUUCAUUUGCUAUUUGGAAAAAUAAAAACUGGUCAACUGCUAUCUUUUAACUGUCAUGUCAUCAACAGUGGCUUUGGUUGGGCUAUUUUUAAACUCCACCUUCCAAUGAUUCAUUAUUUCUAUUUUUAGCAACGGUGUUUGACAUUGUUUUCAGAAGACCAUGCACAUUAACGUGCAUACUUAUUUACCAAAAAGUGUCCAUGAUUUGUUUUUUCUCUGUGCUAUACAGAUAUGACAAUGCCUAAGUGGGUAUCUGAUGUUUUUUUUAUGGGUAUUUUACUUUAUAAGAUAACAAAGACAAGUAUUUCUUGCAUUUCAAGACGAAAGUCCAUGGCCAGUUGCAGACAGAGGCUGUCAGUUUUGCUCCUUUAGCUUCAUUUUCUCGAACAUUGGAAACUAUAUAAUACAUAUUGUUUAUGGCCCAGUCACUAUUUCAAGAAAUGAAAACAUUUUGCACUUUUUUUUCCUGUUUAGUUGAACAAAAGAGCAUGUGUCUCGUUUUGUAUAAUUUUUUAUGUUGCCUUUUGAAAGCUUCCAUAGCUGCCAGUGACAUUACAGCCAAUGUUUUUGAUAUUGUUGCUUCUGUGAGCUUUAUCAAGUGUAAUAGCAUGUGAUGCUGCAUUAUUAGCGAAGUGCCUCAUUCUUGGGAAUCAGAAACGUUCAAGUUUGUGUAUUUUCAUUUGUGCUAAAAAUAUCUUUUGCUAUGCUGUAGACACAACUGCCCUUUCACUUGAUUUCAUGAACAGUACACGUGUGUUUCAGCAGGAUUUAAGGCCACAGGUUAGUGCCAUGAACAAAUGAGUGGACUUAAAUUUUAAUGUCAAAUGUUGUUUGGCCCUGUUUGUUUACAUGUGAAUUGAGACUGAAUAAAAAAAUCUCAACUAUCUGAAAACAACUUGUUAAAGGGUUGUAAGCCAUUGUGGUUAUCUGACAAUAUUGAUCUUCAACAAAGAAGAACGUGUCACGUGCUGUUGUAUCGGGUCUAUAAUAUUGCUUGCAUUUACAUGUAAACGUGAGGGAAGAAUGACCCUUUUAGGCAUCACUUCUAAUUCUGUUGAUUGUAUGCUAGUUUUGUCCCUGUUUUUUAGUUCUGGAACCUGAAGCACAAAUGUCACAUGAUACUAUAUGAUGAAAUUAUGGCGUAUUCAUAAACAUUUCAAAAUAUUUACACAACCUUAACUCAUUGGCGGCCACUGAGGGUGAUUGAAGUCCAAUCCAUUUGAAGUGGGAGGAUUGGUAACGAAUUAACAAAAAUUCACUUGUUGCCAACCUCCCUGUUCAAAUGGAUUGAACAUCUACUCGUGAUGAACUCAUUUCAAUUCACAGCGGAAGGAUGAUUGGACGUCUAUUAUCGUCAGUGGCACUGAGCCAAAGGGCCUUUUUAUGACAACCAUUGCGCUACUUGUACCAAGUCAUAAUUCAGAAGUGUGUUGUUUUGUAACAUUUUUUAAUUUUGAGAGGCCUUUAUUAUGUUGUCUGAUUUUUAAGUAUUUCGUGGGACAUUGUUUUACACUUUUGCUCUUGCCUUCCAACCCUCCAUGUAGGAAUAUUAUAAUAUUUGACAAUUAAAAGUACAUGACUGGACUGUGAACGAGAUCCAGUACAUGUGCAAUUGUUUAAAAAUAAAAUAUCAGUGUAAAAUUGCAAAGCAGUUACACUUUUUAAUCAUAUGAUUGUAUAAUGGGCACGAAUAAAUCUUC